Messenger RNA from Ostreococcus lucimarinus CCE9901, 1773 nucleotides. RefSeq lists its product with no specific name. Lineage: Eukaryota; Viridiplantae; Chlorophyta; Mamiellophyceae; Mamiellales; Bathycoccaceae. Bases 1 to 1773 code for a protein of 590 amino acids. The record is from RefSeq and is a predicted model, not a curated record. The transcript has a single exon. Gene Ontology annotation, biological process: L-histidine biosynthetic process. Gene Ontology annotation, molecular function: imidazoleglycerol-phosphate synthase activity; oxo-acid-lyase activity.
AUGCGCGCCGCGCCGGUGGCGUCGCCCGCGCGCACCGCGCGCGCGCGAGGUCUUCGACUUGCGGCGCGCGCGCGCGGCGAUGGAUGCGCGGUGACGCGUCGUGCGGUGACGCGAUCGCCGGUGCGACGGGGACGAGGACGCGCGAAUGCGACGCACGCGACGAAUGCGGCGAAAGAACCGGUGUACUUGCUCGAUUACGGCGCCGGGAACGUGCGAUCGGUGAGAAACGCGGUGACGGCGCUCGGGUUUGAGGUGCGAGACGUCAAGACGCCGAAAGAUUUGAGCGAAGCGAAGAAGUUGAUCUUCCCGGGCGUGGGGGCGUAUGGAAGUGCGAUGGAUAUCUUGCGCGAGCGCGGGUUGAUCGAGCCGUUGCGCGAGUACGUGAGAGCGGAUAAGCCAUUCUUGGGCGUGUGCCUCGGUUUGCAACUUUUAUUCGACGGAAGCGAAGAGAGCGGGGGGGUCGAGGGCUUGGGACUGAUUCCGGGGAGCGUCGAUAAAUUUCGCGGUGAGGGGCUGAUUGUGCCUCACAUCGGGUGGAACCUCACGAACACGAAAAAGUCGAGCGGGUUGAUGGACGGCAUGGAGAGCGAGCGCGUGUACUUUGUGCACUCGUACAGGGCGACGCCGACGGAGGCAAACAAGGAUUGGGUGCUCGCGACGUGCGAUUACGGCGGAGAAUUCAUCGCGAGCGUGCAGAAGGGAAACGUCAUGGCGUGUCAGUUUCACCCGGAAAAGUCUGGCGCCACUGGUUUGGGGGUGUUUCAGCGCUUUCUGGAGGACGCCAAGCCGACGGGGCAAUUCGGCACGGCGCCGAGCGUGACAAACGGUUUAGCGAGGCGCGUUAUCGCGUGCCUAGACGUACGCUCGAACGAUAGCGGAGACUUGGUAGUGACGAAGGGUGACUCGUACGACGUACGCGAGAAGGAUGAAGGUGGUGACGUGAGAAACUUAGGCAAGCCGGUUGAAUUAGCGGGCAAAUAUUUCAAGCAAGGCGCGGACGAAGUCGCGUUCCUUAACAUCACGGGCUACAGAGACUUGCCACUCACGGAUGCACCCAUGCUAGAGGUCCUUCGUCGCUCGAGUGAAACCGUAUUCGUGCCGCUCACGGUUGGUGGGGGCAUUCGUGACUUCACCGAUAGCAACGGCAAGUCGUACACCGCGCUCGAGGUGGCGAGCGCGUACUUUGCGAGCGGCGCCGACAAGGUGUCGAUCGGAAGCGAUGCCGUGUACGUCGCCGAAGAUUGGUACGCAUCUGGCAAGGUGAACACGGGCAAGACGAGCGUAGAACAAAUCUCCGAGCGUUACGGUGUGCAAGCGGUGGUGAUUUCGAUUGACCCGCGCCGGCAAUACGUCGCCGAUCCAUCGAUGACGAAGAACAAGUGCGUGGAAACGUCUCGCCCGGGCCCGAACGGAGAAAAGUAUGUGUGGUUCCAGUGCACCGUGAAGGGUGGACGCGAAGGUCGCGAUAUCGGUGCGUAUGAGCUCGCCAUCGCCAUGGAGGCUCUCGGUGCGGGAGAGAUUCUUUUGAACUGCAUCGACGAGGACGGCCAAGGAAACGGCUUCGAUCACGAGCUCGUAAACCUGGUGUCGGACGCGGUGGGCAUUCCCGUCAUCGCCUCGUCCGGUGCGGGAUGCCCCGAACACUUCACCAACGUUUUCAACGUCACCAAGUGUUCGGCCGCGCUCGCAGCCGGUAUAUUUCAUCGCGAAGAGGUCUUGGUGAGCGAAGUCAAGGCGCACAUGACUUCGAACGGGUUGCCGACGCGCGCGUAG